Messenger RNA from Antechinus flavipes (yellow-footed antechinus), 690 nucleotides. It is a transcript of the gene LENEP, whose product is annotated as lens epithelial protein. NCBI's taxonomy places the organism in Eukaryota, Metazoa, Chordata, Mammalia, Dasyuromorphia, Dasyuridae. The record is from RefSeq and is a predicted model, not a curated record. Gene Ontology annotation, biological process: multicellular organism development. The transcript is spliced from 2 exons. The coding region runs from base 419 to 604 and encodes 61 amino acids.
ACAGGCCCCACCCAUGAGACCCAGGGCUGGGCCAGAACCCACCAAUAGAGGGCUGAGCUGGGGACGGAGGAGGGGGAGGGCCUGGACAGGCUGGAACUGACUGAUGCUUCUCGAUGCCAGCAUCAGCAGGGCUCCACGUGAGGAUAUAUGACCUGGGGAGAAGGGAGGAGGGAGCUGGGCCAAUGGGCAGCUUGGCAGGAUGCCCAGGUUUCUCCUACACAGCAAGGGGUCAGACACUCCCCUCCCAACUCCCACCCAGCCAGGCUGACACAGCCUAUUGCCCAUUCCAGAAUCUCCCCUCGCCUCACCCAGGCGCUUUGUCUCUGUUAGUCAUGCGGGCACUCGGUCCCCAGGGCAGGAGAAUGCUUAUAAAGGCCAAGGGAGCCAGUCCCCCUUUCUCCUACUGAGAACUCUCCUCAUGCAGCCGAGGGCCAUCCCCAUCGCCCAAGCCUUGCCCUUCUCCCUCAGCCAGGCCCUUCAUGAUGCUGGGCUCCGACUGCCUCUCACCAAGAUGGGCACAAGCUGGGGAGUACUCCAGCGAUUCCUGAAGGAGGCGGCUUAUAUCCUUCUCUGCUGCUGGUGUAUUAAGGAGCUGCUAGACUAGCCCAGUGCCUCCUUCAUCUCCAAGAUUCCUUGUGUCCUUUGUGCUUACCUGAGGGUACCAAUAAAUGCGUGACGUUCAGUGCCUGC